This is a messenger RNA of Nicotiana tabacum (common tobacco), 2360 nucleotides long. Its product is annotated as BOI-related E3 ubiquitin-protein ligase 1-like. The record is from RefSeq and is a predicted model, not a curated record. NCBI's taxonomy places the organism in Eukaryota, Viridiplantae, Streptophyta, Magnoliopsida, Solanales, Solanaceae. Gene Ontology annotation, molecular function: ubiquitin-protein transferase activity.
UUUCUUUCACAAAUUAUUCACAUUAAUAGUAAAUUGUCUUAGAAAAAAAGAAAAGAAAAAAAGAAGAGGGAGUCAUAUGAGGGAUAGGUGGGCAGCAUGGGCCAUAUACAAACAAUUCCAGCGGCAGCGGUAACGGCAGAGACCUUCUGCACGCCCAACAACAAUAUCAACCCCAACUCCAAGACUAUCCCCACAUCUCCCUUAUUGAUUCUCCUUCUCUUUCUCUUUACUUAAUAUAUAUAUACACACACAAACUUUACGUAUGUGGGGUGUGUGGAUAAUACCAAUAUACAAGUGAAAAAUUCAAUGAAUAAUAAAUAAUAGAGGGGAGGAAGAGUUGAUAAGAAACACGAGAGUUCUCCAAAGAAAGAGCCAAACCAAAGCUAAAGCCACGCAAAAGAGGAAGAGAAACAAGGGAAAGAAGAACAAAGCAAAAGGAAACCAAGAACCAGAAUAAGACGGGCUACCUCAUUCUCUCUCCCUCUCUUUCUUGGACUGAUUCUCUAUUUCUUCUCUCUCUCUUUCUUUCAUAUGCUUUCAAAAGCAUUUUAGCAUAGCAACGAAGCAAAGCUAAGGGAGCAAGCAAAAGAAGGCAAGUUUUGAGGAGGAAAAAAACAGAAGAAAGGAAAUAAAGAUAAAAAGUUUUUAGGUUGGAAAAAGGUGAGGAAGCAGGCAGAAAUGGUCAUGUUGGUGUCCUUGGAAAUGGCUUCUCAGACGUAAAAAGAUUCAUUCACUCUUUUAACCUCACUCUCUCUCUCUCUCUCUCUCUCUAGGGAAUCAAAAAGCUUCUUUCUUUUCCCCCUUCAUUUACUUGUCCUCAUUCUUUACAUUUCUUUGGUAUUUUGUUGAAGGGUGUCACUGAAGAAUCCGCCUUUGUUUAGGGCAUCUUCUUCUCUAUUCAUGCUGUUUAUGUGUUAGCCUUAUAAUCACACAACCCUCACCAAUCACACAACUAUUUCUUCAUAACCAUCUUGCAACUUAGAAUCCCAUUUCUCUCUAUAUAAUCUAUCUAACUCUCUGUUCUGAAUUCUGAUCAUAUCCCAUUUCUAGAAAUGGCUGUUCAAGCUCAAUACCCAUCAAAUGUUCUCUUUCUAAACAGAAAUGUGCAAGAAGGAAAAGGCCAACUAGGUAAUGAUUAUUCAUUGCAACAUCAACCUGGUGGUAGUGGAGGAGGAUCUUUUCUUGAUCAAACACAAAUGCUAUUCAAUCCAGGAGUUGGUGGAAAUACAAGAAAGAGAGGAAGAGAACUUACAAGUACAACGGCAGCAAUGAAUCCAUUGAUGUCAAUGCAAUCUCAGCCUCAACCUCAACUGAUUGACCUCACUCAGCUUCAUACAUCGCCCCCUUCGCAGCAGACACCAAAUGUUGUCUCCACCGGACUCCGUUUAGCUUUCGGAGACCAACAGCAGCAGCAGCAACAACAACAUCAAUUACAGCACCAACAUCAUCACCAUCACUCUCUUUCUCCUCAAUCCUCUCAAUCAUCAGCUUUCUAUUCAAUAUUAACAGAAGAUUUAGCUACUCAUAUCAAACAGCAACGCGAUGAGAUUGAUCAUUUCCUCCAAAUUCAGGGAGAACAAUUGAGGCGUACGUUAGCAGAGAAAAGGCAACGUCACUACCGUGCACUGAUGGGAGCAGCAGAGGAGUCAAUGGCGCGAAGGCUAAGAGAAAAAGAAGCGGAGAUGGAGAAAGCAGCGCGGCGAAACGCGGAGCUAGAGGCGCGUGCAGCGCAAUUGAGCGCGGAGGCACAUGCGUGGCAAGCAAGGGCGAGGGCACAGGAAGUGACGGCGGCAACGCUGCAGGCGCAGCUUCAACACGCAAUGAUGAGCGGCGGCGGGUGUAACGAGAGAAACGACGGGAAUGGCGGAGGCGAACCGGAGGAUGCUGAAUCGGCGUACAUUGACCCGGACCGAGUCGUUGAGUCGACAGGACCGAGUUGUAAAGCGUGUGGGAAACGAGUCGCCUCAGUGGUGCUAUUGCCAUGUCGCCAUUUGUGUGUUUGUACAGAAUGUGAUGCCGUUGCUCAAGCUUGCCCGUUGUGUUUCUCCAUUAGAAGCUCAAGCGUUGAGGUCUUUCUUUGUUAGAAGCCCAAGUACCGGCCUACUUAAUUUUCAGCCCAAGCCCAAGUCCUGAACUACCUUUUCAAUUAAUGUUCUAAUGGUUAAAAGGAGUUAUUACAAUUAAAAAAGGUAAACAACAAAAAUAAUAUUUCAUUUAAUAAGUAUAUAAUUUCUUACUUCGAUAUUUUCUUCUUUUCUUGGAGUUUGGUUUUGCAACAAAUUAAGGACUCAAAAAUUUUCAUUGCCUUUUAUUUUGUAGAGGUUAACACAGUUUGAGAUGAGGCCUUGCCUUUGCCGUUC